AUGCCUCCAAAGAGGAAGGACAAUGUUGUUAUUAAAGUGGAAGAUGUUGGGAUGGAUGUUGAUGCUGUGAUAGAUAGCGGAAGUGAAGAGGAGGCCAGAAGGAGAGCUAAAAACAGAAGAGUCAGACCACAACGUAAAGCAAAACGGGUCAGCGAUGAUGAGGAGGAUGAAGAUGAGGAGGAUGAAGAACCAAGGAGGAAAGGACGAAAGAAAAAGGCCAAGCCCAGGGACAGUGAUGAAGAAGAAGAGGAAGACAGUCGGAGUGUGAAGAGCAAAAGUUCAAGGGCCUCUAGGAGAAAAGCUGCGAAAGAGGAGAGUGAGGAGGAGAGCGAAGACGACCGACAGAAGAAGAAAAAACGAGGGAAAGGAGUUUCCAAACAGGAGAAAGAGGAGCAGAAUAAGGAGAAGAAGGGACAAGUUAAGGGGAAAGAAGGGAAGGACAAAGGUGGUGAGAAGGACAGGAAAAAGAAGAGUGGGAAGUUUAGCAGCUCUUCUUCCUCUGACUCUGACUCUGACGACCAAUCGCUGUCCGAAGGUGAGAUCGAAGCCCUAAAGGAACAGGUAGAGGAGAAGAAGAAACAGAUUGCUACUUUAAGGAACAAACCUUGGCGCAUAAAGAGAAGACUCGUAAUACUAAAGGAGGCUCAAGAUUUUGUUGAGAAAUAUGAAGGAGCUCUUGGUAAAGGUAAAGGCAAGAGGCUGUAUGCAUUCAAAGUCAUGAUGGCCAAGAAAUGGAUCAAGUUUAAACGUGACUUUGAGAACUUCAAAACAGCCUGUAUACCCUGGGAGAGGAAGAUAAAGGAUGUGGAAAGUCACUUUGGAUCAUCUGUGGCGUCCUAUUUUAUCUUUCUGAGGUGGAUGUACGGUCUGAAUCUGGUCCUGUUUGGGUUCAUGUUUGGCCUGGUGAUUGUGCCUGAGCUCCUUAUGGGUCUUCCAUACGGCUCCAUUCCCAGAAAAAUUGUACCUCGAGCUGAGCAGGACACCGCCAUGGACUUCUCCGUGCUCUUUGACUUUCGAGGAUACUGCAAGUACUCCUUUUUGUUCUAUGGCUACUACAACAGUGAACGGACCAUUGGGGUGCUGCAGUUCAAACUUCCACUGUCGUACCUGCUGGUGGGAGUUGGCAUCUUUGGAUACAGCCUGAUGGUUGUCAUAAGAACGAUGGCUCGUAAUUCAAAUGAAGGGGGGGAUGGGGCAGAGGAGGGAGAGUUCACCUUCAGCUGGAAGAUGUUCACCAGCUGGGACUACCUGAUAGGAAACCCUGAGACUGCAGACAAUAAGUAUGCCUCCAUUACAACCAGCUUCAAGGAAUCCAUCGUAGAUGAACAGGAGAGCCAGAAAGAUGAAAACAUCCAUCUACGCCGGUUCCUUAGGGUUCUGGCAAACUUUUUGAUCCUGUGCAGCCUAGGAGGCAGUGGAUUUCUCAUCUACUUUGUGGUGAAACGUUCUCAGGAGUUUUCUAAUAUGGAGAACGAAGAUCUCUCGUGGUUGGAAAAGAACGAGGUGGAGUUGGUGAUGUCUCUGCUUGGCCUGGUGUGUCCUCCUCUGUUUGAGACAAUUGCAGAGCUGGAGGACUAUCACCCUCGUGUUGCCCUCAAGUGGCAGCUGGGACGAAUCUUUGCCCUCUUCCUGGGAAACCUUUACACCUUCCUCUUCGCCUUGUUUGAUGAAGUUACAGCCAAGUUGGAGAGCGAGAAGGCAAUCAAGAAUGCCACUGAAUGGGCUUUAAAUCAGUACAUUGCCAACUACAGCUCCCACUACAACACUACAAACGUGCCUCCCCAGAAUGUUGACCCAGCCGACACCCUCAGAGGACCCUGUUGGGAGACUGCAGUGGGAAUAGAGUUUGUGAAGCUGAUCGUAUCGGACAUGCAGGUGACCUAUUUGUCCAUCCUGAUUGGAGACUUCAUACGAGCCGUCCUCGUGCGCUACUUGAACUACUGCUGGUGCUGGGACCUGGAGGCUGGGUUUCCUUCAUACGGAGAGUUUGACAUCAGUGGAAAUGUUUUAGGACUGAUCUUCAAUCAAGGAAUGAUAUGGAUGGGAGCGUUUUAUUGUCCAGGUCUGGUGGGUCUGAAUGUUUUGCGUCUCCUGGUCUCGAUGUACUACCAGUGCUGGGCCGUGAUGUGCUGUAACGUUCCUCAUGAACGGGUUUUUAAGGCCUCGGGGUCUAACAACUUCUACAUGGGCCUGUUGCUGCUUGUGCUGUUCCUCAGCCUGCUCCCUGUUGUCUACACCAUCAUGACUUUGUCCCCAUCCUUUGACUGUGGACCGUUCAGUGGUCAAGAGAAGAUGUAUGAUGUGGUCAUGGAAACUAUAGAUAAGGAUCUACCCUCCUUUAUAGGGAACAUUUUUGUAUAUGCAACUAAUCCUGGACUCAUCAUGCCUGCUGUCCUCCUCAUGGUGUUGGCCAUCUACUACCUGAACGCGGUGUCAAAAGGAUACCAACAAGCAAACUUGGACCUUAAAAAGAAGAUGAAAAUGGCUCGGGAUGAGGAGAAGAACCGCAGGAACAACAAGGACAGUACUAAUCAAGUAAUGAAAGACUUAGAGGACCUGCUCCCAGACAAGUCUCUGAUACCUCCUCCAACUGAGGAAGAGCCACCCCCUCCUGAUGUUGUGAUUGAGAAGGGCAGCAAGUCUCCUAAAAUUAAGCCAGGUGCAGCAGGAAAAGGGGUUAAACUACAAAAAGAUGUGUCAUUGGCUGCCACAAACCCCAGAGCUCCUGUCAACCGUGCCCCGGGGCCACGGAGAGCCCCUCCUGGAAAUGCCAGAGGGCCUCAACCUGGACCUGGGAGAGGAAGAGGUCGGGGUGGGCCUCCAAGACAAUAAGAGUCAUGAUUCUUGGACUGAAAUCCAACACAUAACAACCAGUAUCUGCUGACCUCUGAGGUCAUAUUCCUACUAUCUGUGCCACUAGAAAAAAAAACACAUUUUAUAAUUCUGUAAAUGAAAUUGAUUGACAGAUUAACGCUUCUCUUUUAGAAUAAUGAUAUCCUUACAUUUAUUUGCCUUUAUUAUAAGCAUUAAAAGCAGUAAUUUACACAUACCAAUUCAUAAGGU
Labrus bergylta (ballan wrasse) is the source of this 3063-nucleotide messenger RNA. It is a transcript of the gene tmc2b, whose product is annotated as transmembrane channel-like 2b. NCBI's taxonomy places the organism in Eukaryota, Metazoa, Chordata, Actinopteri, Labriformes, Labridae. Gene Ontology annotation, cellular component: plasma membrane. Gene Ontology annotation, biological process: detection of mechanical stimulus involved in sensory perception of sound; vestibular reflex. Gene Ontology annotation, molecular function: mechanosensitive monoatomic ion channel activity. The record is from RefSeq and is a predicted model, not a curated record.